AUGGAACAAAAUAAUCAUUCUCAUAAUGACAUUUUCCAAAGAUCCAACUAUUUUGAAAUUAACAAUUUAAUUCAAAACUCACAAACUGAAAAUUUUUCAUCAAAUAAUUUCUAUCCACCAGCUGUCGCCAAAAACCUACAAGCGGAAACGUUUCCAUUAAGUCACACCAAUUUCUAUCCACCAGUCGUUCAAUAUUCUCAACCCAAUUUCUAUCCACCAACUGUCGUCCCAAACUUACAAGCGGAAAGGUUCCCAUCAAAUUACAGCAAUGCCUAUCCACCAGCUGUCUUCCAAUACCAACAAGCGCAAAGGUUUCCAUCAAAUUACAGCAACGUCUAUCCACCAGCUGUCGUCCAAAUCCCACAAGCGGAAAAUUUUUCAUCAAAUACUAAUUAUGGAAAUGCUACUACUUAUAGUAUUCUUUGUUAUACUACGAACAAACGUCACCAUUGA
Funneliformis geosporum is the source of this 453-nucleotide messenger RNA. The record is from the annotation of a GenBank genome assembly. NCBI's taxonomy places the organism in Eukaryota, Fungi, Glomeromycota, Glomeromycetes, Glomerales, Glomeraceae.